CCCUGUCUGUUGCCCCUCCCUCUAUGCCCCAUGACGGCUUGUCCUGAUAUAGAUGGACAGGGGACUGGUUUAAAAUGUCAGUCUCAAGUUCUUUUAGGAAGAGAAAGCUAAUUCAAAGAAACAGCCAGACAAGUGGUCCUUUCUCCACAAGAAUAAUUAUUAUUCUCCUUCGCCAUGGCCCACCUGGGAGCCCAUUUUGCCUUUAGAUCCCGCUGGCAGAAGACGGAUGAUGAACUCUGUCGACAUAGCAUGUCCUUUAUCCUUCACAAAGCCAUUCGUAAUGACUUCUUUCAGAGCUAUCUCUACCUGCUGGAGAAAAUUCCCCUGGUAAAAUUGUAUGCUUUAACAAGCCAAGUCAUUGAUGGUGAGAUGCAGUUCUAUGCAAGAGCUAAACUUUUCUAUCAAGAAGUACCAGCCACGGAAGAAGGCAUGAUGGGAAAUUUCAUUGAACUAUCCAACCCAGAUAUCCAGGCCUCUCGUGAAUUUCUUAGGAAAUUUGUUGGGGGGCCAGGGAGAGCUGGAACAGACUGCGCCUUGGACUGUGGCUCUGGGAUAGGAAGGGUCAGCAAACAUGUCUUGUUGCCGGUUUUCAACAGUGUGGAACUGGUGGACAUGAUGGAAUCAUUCCUCCUGGAAGCUCAGAACUACCUGCAGAUUGAAGGGGACAAGGUAGAAAGCUACCACUGCUACAGCCUGCAGGAAUUUACACCUUCCUUUGGGAGAUAUGAUGUCAUCUGGAUUCAGUGGGUCUCUGGGUACCUGACCGAUAAGGACCUUCUUGCAUUUCUUUCCCGGUGCUGUGAUGGCCUGAAGGAAAAUGGCAUCAUCAUACUGAAGGACAAUGUGGCUCGGGAGGGCUGUAUCUUCGAUCUCUCUGACAGCAGUGUGACUCGGGAUAUGGACAUCCUUCAAAGCCUCAUAAGGAAGAGUGGGCUGCUAGUGCUGGGCCAGCAGAAGCAAGAAGGCUUUCCAGAGCAGUGCAUUCCAGUGUGGAUGUUUGCACUGCACAGUGCCAGACAUUCCUGAUCAGCAGGGGCUUGAUGAUUAGAGUGGGAAGUGGUGCUUUGGGACUGAGGUGCCUCUCCAAGAUGCCUCUUGUAAUACUGACAGAAGUAAGGAGAAGGGAGCAGAACGGGUGACUGAAAUGGUAGGACACCAGCUGUGAACAAGAAAGCAAAGUGGUAGAACACCAUCUGUGAAGAAGAAAGCCAAAGGAGUUCUGGAGUUCAGCCCAGCUACUGGCAGAAGAAGGAAAG
Messenger RNA from Perognathus longimembris pacificus (Pacific pocket mouse), 1256 nucleotides. It is a transcript of the gene Ntmt2, whose product is annotated as N-terminal Xaa-Pro-Lys N-methyltransferase 2. Gene Ontology annotation, molecular function: N-terminal protein N-methyltransferase activity. The transcript is spliced from 4 exons. Gene Ontology annotation, cellular component: cytoplasm. The coding region runs from base 175 to 1026 and encodes 283 amino acids. Gene Ontology annotation, biological process: N-terminal protein amino acid methylation. NCBI's taxonomy places the organism in Eukaryota, Metazoa, Chordata, Mammalia, Rodentia, Heteromyidae. The record is from RefSeq and is a predicted model, not a curated record.